Molecule: messenger RNA, 1774 nt
Organism: Clarias gariepinus (North African catfish)
Lineage: Eukaryota; Metazoa; Chordata; Actinopteri; Siluriformes; Clariidae
Product: mapk-regulated corepressor-interacting protein 1-like
Exons: 4
Coding region: 228-548 (106 amino acids)
Source: RefSeq, a predicted model, not a curated record
CUUAUUUAAAACUCUAAAAAAAAUGGUCCGUUUUCUUCUUGCUUAGCUAAUGCUAACUGUGAAACAAUUGGGCUUAUUUUUUUUCCUACCCACAUUUUAAAACUUGUGCUUCCGCAUUGUGCUACGAUUGGCUAGGAGGUCAGGUUCGCGCGCGUGUUAGGUAAAACUGACCAAUCAGGGCACUGAUGUUUUUUGCGUAAUCACAGCGGAGGCGGGGUUUUGUCGGAAUGCGGAUGGAGUGCUUAAAUGAAAGAAUAAAAUCAACAGGUUUAGGGAUGGUGCAGAACUACAAGCAGGCAUCGGGAGUGUGUUCUACUUCCAACACUGAUGAGUUCCUCACCCCAGCGCAUGAGGAGAACGUCCGCUUCAUUCACUUGACCUGGCAGUGUGUGAUGAGGGAGAUGCAGUACUUCCAGGGAACUCAAAACAGCAACAAGGGACCUCAGAAGUACGUGGAGAGAACUCCGAACCCCAGCCUGAGCUCUUUCACCCCGGUGGACCUAAACAACGUGCGACGGAGAAACGUGCAGGACUCCAAAAAGUCGUAAAGGCCGCACCGUCACUGCUCCUGCACGUCUCUGUAAAGCUGUUUCUGUUUUAUUUUUAUUUAAGUGGUCUUUAAUUAUGAGGCGUCCUGUCCUGUCCGUGCGCAUGAGGGGUCGUGGCCUGUAUUUACUCCGCCCCCUAACGUUCGUUAUGUCCUAAGGUGAGAUUUAGAGGCACUGCGUUCCUCCUGCGCUUUCUUUCCCGUACAGUAAGCGUUCCUCCUGCUCGGUUCUUACUUCCACCUGUAGUCAGAGCCAGUGUACUGGGGAACGGUUUUAACCUCUACACGGUUGUUAGAUCAACAAAUUAAAUGUGGGUGUGUCCUUUUUAAAAAAAUUAUUAAUCACUUGAUCAUUCUGUUUGUGGCAUUAAGGUCACGUUUUACUGUCCAGUCCUUCAGCACUGAAUUAUCAUUAUUGUUAUUAUUAUCAUGAUGGAAAUUUACUUUAUCAUAGAGUCACAUCAGGUUUAAUGACGUCAGUUUUUCCAAAAUAAAAGCCUGUAUCAUAUCAUAUCUACAUAAUACAGACAAGAGUAUUUGUACAAACCUGCAGUGACAUUAUGUCCUAACACACACACUUCAAUAUAGAGUCAGUCUCCCUUUUGCAACUAUAACAGCUUUCACUCUUCUUGGAAGGCCGUCCACACCAUGUUGGAGUGUUUCUGUGUGAAUUCGUGUCCAUUCAUUCUGUAGAGCGUUUAUGAGGUCAGACACUGAUGUUGGACAAAGAGAGGCCUUGGCUCACAAUCUCCGCUCCAGUUCAUCCCAAAGGUGCUCGAUGGGGUUGAGGUCAGGGCUCUGUGUUCGGGCCGCUCGAGUUCUUCUACACCGAACUCACUACAAAAUUCUUUAUAGUCCUCACUUUGUGCACUGGGGUGGAGUCAUGCUGGGGAAAAAACACAAGGUUAUAUGGAAGUGUAGCAUUGUCCAAGUUGUCUUAGUUUGCUGAAGUAUAAAGAUCGCACUAUACUGAGGAUACGAGGCCUGAACUCGAAACACCUGAAUUCAAUCAUUAACAGGUUUGGACGAACACUUUUGUCUGUGUAGCGUAUAUUAAAAAAGAUAGGAGUUUUUUUUUUCUUUUCAAAAACCCAUAUAAAAAAAACAGACUGUAAGAAUAUUUGACACUUUUUAUUUAAAACUCAUUUCCCCUUGUAUUUCUCGGUGGGGCUUUACAAUGCAAUGUUUGUGAUUUUAAUUAUAUAAUAUUAAAAGUCUUUGAACCAA